AUGGUUCAGAUUGUUGACGACACUCCACCUGGGAGAGCGUCUGCAGAUACUCUGUCUAAUAAUAGAGACAUUCUAGGAGGCGAUGCUAAAAACCUAAUUGAGUUGCAAUCAUGGGACCUUGGAUUUAUACCGAUUCCAAAGAGACUUCGCUGGGAUCCCGACAAUCCAAUACAUUUCGGGCUUGCGUUAAACAUUGUUUUGGGCAUCGCGGGUACUUUCAUCGUCACGAAUCUGUAUUAUUGCCAACCAAUCCUGAUCCAGUUGGCUGACUCCUUCAAUGCAUCUUUCGAUGAAGUAUCGAGAAUCCCAACAUUGGUUCAAGCAGGUUAUGCCGGCGGUCUUUUGCUCAUAUCUCCGUUGGGUGACCUCGUCCGGCGCCGCUCGCUCCUGCUAGUCGUUGUAUUCAUUUCAUCGACUCUUACCAUCGGGCUCGCUCUCACACAGUCCUUGGUCGCCUUUGAAGCCCUCUCCUUCCUUAUCGGCGUUUUCAGCGUCGCACCCCAGAUUCUCAUGCCACUCGCUGCCGACCUCGCCCCGCCUGAAAAACGCGCGACUGCUAUAUCCAUCGUUAUGUCCGGUCUGCUUCUCGGCAUUCUGAUCGCGCGCGUUAUCGCUGGUAUCAUUGCGCAGUUUGCAUCGUGGCGCGUCGUAUACUAUAUGGCGAUCGGCGUGCAGUAUGUCGUGCUUGUAGCGCUGUGGGCCGUGCUGCCGGACUACCCUGCGAAGAAUGUCGGCGAGGAGCUCACGUAUUGGAGUAUCCUCUGGUCGAUGGCAAAUUUGGCGGUCACAGAGCCUGUGCUUAUCCAGGCGUGUCUGAUCAACAUGGCAUCGAUGGCGUGCUUCACAAAUUUCUGGGUCACGCUCACAUUUCUCUUGGGGGAAGCCCCGUACAACUACUCGACGUUGGUUAUUGGAUUGUUUGGCCUGGUAGGUAUGGCAGGUGUGCUGAUGAGUCCAAUACUCGGACGUGUGAUAGACCGCUUGGUCCCGUGGUACGCCUCGCUCAUAUCUACGAUAUGCCUGCUUGGAGUCCAGUCCAUAAACACUGGCGCUGUAGGACUGAAUGUUGGGGCGGUCAUCGUAGUUUGUUUGGGGCUAGAUGUAUUCCGUCAGAUGCAGCAAGUAUCGUUGACGACAUCAGUAUAUAGAAUAUCAUCCAACGCUACAGCACGACUUAAUGGCGUUCUUCUCGUCGCUAUUUUCCUCGGUCAGAUCAUGGGAACCGCUGUUGGCACAAAGGUGUUCAAUGAACACGGCUGGCGUGCAGCCGCAGGUCUUUCCCUAGCCUGGACUGGUUUGCAACUGCUGAUCUUGGUCGUCCGUGGACCGCAUUGCAAGCAGUAUACCUGGUUCGGAUACGAGGGCGGGACAGCAUGGCGGAAGGAGUCACAUCUGCCGGUUACAGAAGAGUCAAUAGAGAGCAAGAAGGAAAACGAGGGUAACAAGCUUGGAGAGAAGGAUCCAUCUGACGGAGUUUCACACUCGCGUAAGACUGAGAUAGUGUGAUAGAAUACACCAUUCCGUUCCAUGAUGAGACCCAUUCUCCUGG
Heterobasidion irregulare TC 32-1 is the source of this 1549-nucleotide messenger RNA. RefSeq lists its product as uncharacterized. Gene Ontology annotation, biological process: transmembrane transport. The transcript is spliced from 8 exons. Lineage: Eukaryota; Fungi; Basidiomycota; Agaricomycetes; Russulales; Bondarzewiaceae. Bases 1 to 1506 code for a protein of 501 amino acids. Gene Ontology annotation, molecular function: transmembrane transporter activity. The record is from RefSeq and is a predicted model, not a curated record.